AGAAACCGGAAGUGGUCCGUCUGGAAAUUCCUUCCCCCAAAAAAUCUUCUCGUCGAACGUCCAAAGAGGAGUCAGAGUAUCUCGACAGGGUUGAUCACGAUUAAUUCGACUCAACGUGUCGGAUUGAAGAAACAGAGUGAUUGUUGUUCAUAAAAUAACGUCAGUUGACAUUUCGCUUGUUGACAGCUGGUGCGAGCUCAAAACCGACAGGUUAAUAUCAGGAUGGCGGAGGCGCCAGGUACUUCUAGCGAGACGAUAACGGAGACCGUUCAAGUUGACACACCGCCACCGCCCCAGCAGGAGGGACGUAGCCUGACCAUCAAGCUGAGGAAGAGAAAGACUGACAAGAAGGUGGAGUGGUCCAGCGACACAGUGGACAACGAGCAUCUGGGAAGGAGGUCCUCCAAGUGUUGCUGUGUCUACGAGAAGCCCAAACAGUUUGGGGAGUCCUCCUCUGAAAGUGAGGGAGAUGACGAGGGCUGUGGAAGUGCACACUGCAUUCUGGGACAUGGGAAAGAUGGCAGGCAUGGACACAGAGGAGGGGGUGGGGGGAGUACGGUUCCUCCAAGCUCUGGGGGAUCACAUGCCCACUAAUGAUUAGGAAUGGUGCUGAGGGAGGAAUGGAGCAUAGGGAUUCUUCAGUCGAUGACAAUGACACAUUAUACUGCUACACACAUGCUCUCAUUUAGUUCAGUCACUGCAGUACUGAGAGAAAAAGGACGAGACAGAUAAAACUGAGGGAGGGAGAGAGCCUAUAUUUCUGCCUGUUUGAUAAGAAAAAGGUGUACAAUCAUUUUCCUUAUUUUUAUAACUAAUAAUUAUCCUUAUUUAUUGAUUUGUCGUAAUACUUGAUUUUACUUAAUUAUGUGUCAGUAUCUUAGCCUGAGUGCCAGACAGUGUUCCUUCUUGUCAAACAAGGAUUUGGAAAUAUGAUUAUGUAACAUUGUAGAGUGCAUAAAUAGUCUAGUACCCAGGCUACCACUAAGUCUGGGUCCCAAAUGACACCCUGUUCCCUAUAUACGGCCCUGGUCAGAAGUAUUCACCGCUCUUGGCAUUUUUCCUAUUUUGUUCCAUUACAACCUGACAUUUU
Oncorhynchus tshawytscha (Chinook salmon) is the source of this 1090-nucleotide messenger RNA. RefSeq names its product protein phosphatase 1, regulatory (inhibitor) subunit 11 (gene ppp1r11). Lineage: Eukaryota; Metazoa; Chordata; Actinopteri; Salmoniformes; Salmonidae. Gene Ontology annotation, cellular component: nucleus. Gene Ontology annotation, molecular function: protein serine/threonine phosphatase inhibitor activity; protein phosphatase 1 binding. The coding region runs from base 223 to 594 and encodes 123 amino acids. The record is from RefSeq and is a predicted model, not a curated record. The transcript has 3 exons.